This is a messenger RNA of Aphanomyces astaci, 1049 nucleotides long. RefSeq lists its product as hypothetical. The record is from RefSeq and is a predicted model, not a curated record. The transcript is spliced from 5 exons. Lineage: Eukaryota; Oomycota; Saprolegniomycetes; Saprolegniales; Verrucalvaceae. The coding region runs from base 46 to 1023 and encodes 325 amino acids.
GCCGUGCGCCGCCGCCUUGGCACAAACAGUACAGACGCCGUCAUCAUGCAGUCGACGGCGGUCUGCACUUGCGUGCAGGAAGACGAGGCGCACCUGAAGAGGUGGCGAGAUGUAUGUCGGCAGUUCUACUUCCACCAGGAUCCGUCGGCCAAGACGCUUCUUGAUGCGUAUGAACAGGCCAAGCAGACCGUCUCGGCCGACGACCUACAGGAUGCCGUCGCGAUCGAGAUUGCAGACAACACAUCCUCGCCGCGUGCGCCGUCAGACGACAUGAUGGCGUCUUCGUCUGUCGUCGACCUCCUCGGCCUCACAAGGUGUCCCGUGCGCGGCCACGGCGCGGCCUUCGAUGCCAACCUACUCCAACUGGAAAUCGUCAAAACGCGCAUUCGCGGCGACUACCAUGCGCAUCUCGCCCAUUCUCGCUACGAGGCAUUCCACUGCCGGCUUAACGCCCUGCAAUCAUGCCAGUAUCAUCUCGAUCCAGACACCCGCGUCCUUGCCGUCCGCCCGCUGCCGACAGGCGGGUACCUCCGUCGGUCAAGUGACUUGGACGUCCAGCGCGGCAAGCUUCUUCGGUUUCUGGGGGAUUGGAUGCCUCACAUGGGCACCCAUCCCUUCCUCCAUGGCCUUCGCCGAAUGCUCGACAGCAACAUGCACAAUUCCACCGUCGUGGGUUGGCAAGUGUCGGACGCAGUGUUUGUCGAAAGCGGCGGCGCCGAGUUUGCCGACGCCGCCGCCUCGCUCCUUGUGGACACGCUCCAAUGCGGUCAUGUGGUGCUUAGUGUGUCGGAGCAACUUUCUGCAGAACUGACCAAUCACAACCAAGCGCUGGAGCGGCUGUGGGUCCUGGACCCGUACAUGUCGAACGCUCAUAUCCGCCGCAUCAUGUGGCUGUUUCCGGCGCCGACGGCGUUGGAAGGCCGCGCGACGGGCACUGAAGUACCCACCGUGUUUGAUCGAUAUAACGCCCAGGGUCAGCACGACGAGCCACCGGCGUGGCGCAAAGUAUGCAUUGUGUUGUAAAUCUGCUAAUCGAGUGAUCAAAACAA